Molecule: messenger RNA, 3546 nt
Organism: Penicillium arizonense
Lineage: Eukaryota; Fungi; Ascomycota; Eurotiomycetes; Eurotiales; Aspergillaceae
Product: ankyrin repeat domain-containing protein
Exons: 10
Coding region: 1-3546 (1181 amino acids)
Molecular function (GO): protein binding
Source: RefSeq, a predicted model, not a curated record
AUGGCAGCCCCUAAUAGCGACAGUCUCGGCGAAACCGACAUGCAGAAUGGCCCGCGGCUUGGGCAUCGCAAGCCAGAUGAAAUAAAACAGGCACCCGUUCGGCUUCAAGAUGCCGUCGGGAGGAAAUUUAUCUUUCCGUUUCACUUAGCCAACACCUGGGCCGGUAUGGCGCGUUUAAUUCAGGAGGCAUUCGUGCACAUAGAAGGAAUUGAGCCGCAUGUUCACAAAGGUUACUACGACCUUGUUGGGCCUGACGGCAACAUAAUUCUCCCGUCGGUCUGGGAACAUGUCGUUGAGCCAGAUUGGUCGGUCACGAUGCAAAUGUGGCCGACUCAAGGGCCAGAGCCGGAACCCGAAGCUGCUCCAGCUACUAGCGCCGCAGCAGCAGCAGCAGAAGAAGAAGAAGAAGAAGAAGAAGCAGCAACAGAAAAAGCACAAAAGCCCCCACCUCAUAAGAUUUCCAGUAAUCGGCCCGCCACGGUUACGUCGGAAGGAGUCUUCAACUUUCUUGAGGGAGCGAUGGCGGAUAGAACACAUUCACUGCAUAUUGCCCUCUUCGAACUUCAGUUCGAUCACAAAAUUCCGGAAGCCAACGUUACUGUUUCAUGCAAUCUGGGCCCCGUUGCUGACGACAGCUCGGCAGAUGUGGAAAGUUGGAAGGUCGGAAUUUUUCAUCGUUAUUCAUCGGGAGUCGUGUUCGAGAAGAGCCAGAGGCCGCGCCAAUAUGAUAAGAGCGUAGUCAAAUCGGCCACUUUUGAUCUAGAAGAUCCAGAAGGCUAUGGCGUAGAUCCAGAAGGCCAUGGCGUGGUUGUUUUGGUACGACGUCGGCGCAGUGAAGAGGCGGUCUCAUUUUCUUUGGGCUUUGACGUAGCCAAUGUGGACUACGGAGGCUACGUGAGUCAUGACAGAAUAGAAGAAACUGUUCAGAUUGACGAGAAGAAGAAGACCUCCUGGACACCUCUGUCGUGGGCCGCGGCAAACGGGUGGGAGGACGGCUUGAAUCUGCUACUCCGAGAAGAGGGCACCUUACAGCAACUAGAUAAUAUUGGGAGAUCGGCACUCUCCUGGGCCGCUGGCAGCGGGCAAGAAAAUGCUACAGGGUUGUUGCUCAGCGAGCCGGAGAUACAAGCGGACGAAGAAGACGUCCAUGGAAGGACACCUCUCUCUUGGGCUGCUGGGGGCGGCUAUGUCAAAACAAUCGACCUGUUGUUAACUCAAGAGGGAGUCAAUGCAAGCAGCACCGACUAUGAUGGCCGGAGUCCACUGGCGUGGGCAGCUGGAAACGGUCAUGUCGAUGCUAUACGCAAUUUACUAAGUGCGAAGGGAGCUGAUGGACAACACAUCCUAUCGAUUCACGAUGAAAGCGAUCCUGACAAUAGCUCAGUAUCCUGGGCUGCCAGGAAAGGACAGGAAAAUACUUUACGCAUUCUGGUGGAGGAAGGGCUACGACUACCAGAAAAGCCGGAGCAACACAAGAGGCUACCAUGGGCGCACUUUUAUCUACACAAAGCUGCGGAACAAGGAUGGGUUAUCUUGGCGAAGCUCUUGAUUGAAAAGAAGGCCCUGGUCGACCCACGAGAUCCAGACUACGAUGACCGCACGCCUCUCUGUGUCGCUGCAGAGAAAGGCCAGUCGGAAGUGGUUAGGAUUCUAUUGAAGGCUGGUGCAGCAUGCAAUUACCAAACUGCCAAGGCUCUAGAAACUCCACUCGGUCUGGCAAUUCGAUUUGGACAUGAGGGUGCGGUCAAGGUUCUUCUUAGCGCCGGGGCUAAUAUCAAGCUGGAAAACGCCAAGGGCGAGGCACCUAUGGAUUUGGCAAAGCAUCACCCAACAAUCUUCCACAUGGUGGCCGCUGUAGACAAAGAUGGCAGGCUCGCCGAAGCGGAGGAUCCUCACCUUCAUUCCAGCGUUGACCAUGAAUUCAAAGCGACAGUCAUUGAUUUCGUCUCUGUGUCUGGGGUUCAGACCCCAUGCGCUGCUGAGAUUGACGUUGAUGACCUGCUGAAGAACCCUUUGGUCUCUACUACCCCAGAUGCUGCUUCUACAUCGUUCCGAUGGCUACAUCUUCCUGCUAAUAACCUUUUGAUGACGAGACUUUACGACAACCCAGCCUCGGCUUAUAGAGUGCUCAAAUCUGAGCGAUGGGCGUUUCCAAGUGCCUCACUCUGGGCCCUGGAACCAGAAGAGGCAGACUACCGCUCCGACCUGGUGCUAUUUAUGCCUUUCCUGCACUGGGACUUUGAAGAGCUGCAGGCCAAACGCGAAGCAAUUGUCAGCUCCCCAACACACAAACAGAUCCCAAGUCAUACGCUGGUUCGCGAUCAAAAGCUGGUGAAAGCGUACCUAACCGAUGAUCACCCCUUACAUAUUCGCCGCACCUUAGAUCAAUACUAUUAUCACACUCUUACAGACACUACAAGGAGAGACAAAGAUCAGCUCCUCACGAGCUAUCAGAACAAAAAUGAGAUGCAACCAAGGAUACUUACCAUGGUUGACCAACUUUGGCUGUGGGUGCUAAAUGGGGACCAGGGCAAGCCUGACAUAGUCGUUAGCUGCUUCCCAGUUGUCGAUCAACAAGAAGCCUCAGCACAGCCAGACCCUCACGGACUGAUGAAUAUACUACGGUGCAUCAAGCUACGCCUUCUGGAUGAGCCGUCUUCCGUUCAGACGGCAUAUGAUCUGGCAGGUCUGAUUGCGGCGACAUGCUCUAGGGUCUACUUCGACCGUGCAAGCACUCUGAGUUUUGGGAAUACGAAAUCGACUCUGCAGUUUUCGGAGCUCUAUGAAACAGAAAUUAGUGAUAUAAUCCAAGAGGAGAGCGUCCUAUUUGGGAAGUUCACGAACCUUGAGAAGGAGGACUUGGCAAAUAUACGCAGUGAAGUCGGCUUGAUCUCUAGGAUAAAGGCAAUUCUCGACGAUUUGAACAUCAUGUCUGUGCUAUUUGAUGAUCAACGGAAGAUGGUAAAGAUCAUGGACAAUAUCGUUAAGUCUAUUUCAACAUACGACAAUGGAAAUAGAAGCCCGGAAACGCAAAAUUCUGCAUGCAGUUCAAGAGAGGAGCAAAGCAAAAUGUACGCAAAAAAGCGUCUAAGCAGUUUCAGCGACGCGAGGACCGAUACCGACGUGAUUGCCUACGCAAGCCAACGCGCAAAUGGGAUCUGGGGAACUCGCAACGAACCCGAUAACUUCAGCCUGCCGCUGGCGCUGGUCAACGCCAGCAUCGACGAAAUCAACACUAUGAUUAAGCGGGCAGAGAGGACCAGCGAAUCUCUCAACUUCCUUGUAGACCUAAAGUUGAAGCAAAACAGCGUAAUGGAUACGAAAGAGUCGCUGAAGCAAGGACGUACCGUUUUGAUCUUUACCUUGACCACUAUUGUCUUUCUACCUCUAUCGUUCAUGGCUACAUUCUUUACCCUAGAUAUAAGUCAGUUCCAAACCAACGCGAAGGGAAAGCUUGACUUGGGCUACGUCUCGGCUAACCCCAAGGCUACUUGCAGUCCCCAUCUCCACCCUAAUAUCAGCGGCCCUCAUCUGGGUUGCUUUUAG